AUCCCCCUCGGCGGGCCUCCACCUCGGCGCCAGUGUAUCUGGAAGCCGAUUCUCCUCUCACUCCGGAGCUCACUUCGGAACCUGUACCUGGGAAAGUCAAAGUCCCCCAGAUUGGACUAUAUGACGGAACUUCGGAUCCUGAUUCGCACCUCGGUCAUUAUACCUCUUGGAUAGAUCUGCAUGGGGCCUCAGACGCACUCCGGUGUCGUAUGUUUUCGCUUACACUGGGGCCUCGAGCCCAAAAAUGGUACCAUUCUCUCCCCCCUCACUCUAUUUGGAAAUGGCAACAAUUGAGGUCGGCUUUCCGAUCUCAUUUCAUCGGGGCUCAAGUCUGCCUAAUCCCUAAAGAAUCUCUUGCAAAUGUUACUCAAAAAGAUGAUGAAAGUGUCAAGGAUUAUAUUGCCCGGUUUAAUGACCGAGUCCAGAAUAUGGAACCUUGUCAUCCUGAAACUCUGCUUGUCAUGGCUAUUGCUGGCGUAAAACCGAACUCGAUUUUCCGCUGGACACUGUGCAAGAAUAAACCGAAUACUUUUCAAGAAUUUCUCGCUCGAGCUCAACAACAUAUCAUAGCUGAAGAAGCCAUGUCGGUCCCCGACUUUAACUUUAAUCCGAAGUCAUCUAAGGCGGGAACCGAUGAGAAGAAAAAGAACAGAUACUUUGAAAGACAAAACAAGACUCAGUUCAGGGGGCCUCCUCGGGGAGAUCCCAACGAUCCUGAAGUUCGAGCGGCCCAAAAACAAUAUGCUACCGAUGUGAAGUCUGGUUAUCAAACCGUAUAUUCUGCGGGAGCAGCCACCAUAUAUGAAGAAAUCAAAGGGAAGGGCAUUUUACCAGAUCCUAAACCACUUCGGAUGCCCGAAGAAAAACUGGACAGGUCCCGGUACUGUGAUUAUCAUAAAUCGCCAGGGCACAACACGGAUGAGU
Striga hermonthica is the source of this 924-nucleotide messenger RNA. The record is from the annotation of a GenBank genome assembly. Lineage: Eukaryota; Viridiplantae; Streptophyta; Magnoliopsida; Lamiales; Orobanchaceae.